Messenger RNA from Torulaspora delbrueckii, 3084 nucleotides. RefSeq names its product GTPase-activating protein LRG1 (gene LRG1). The transcript has a single exon. Gene Ontology annotation, molecular function: GTPase activator activity. Bases 1 to 3084 code for a protein of 1027 amino acids. Gene Ontology annotation, cellular component: cytoplasm. The record is from RefSeq and is a predicted model, not a curated record. NCBI's taxonomy places the organism in Eukaryota, Fungi, Ascomycota, Saccharomycetes, Saccharomycetales, Saccharomycetaceae. Gene Ontology annotation, biological process: regulation of small GTPase mediated signal transduction; signal transduction; regulation of actin filament polymerization.
AUGCAGGUGACGCCUGAGACGCGAAACUAUAGGAGUCAACACACAGUAAUACAGCAUUCGACUAUACCAUCUCAGGCAAAAGGCUCUAAGAAAGUAUGCGCACGAUGCCAAAAACCAAUUGCUCCAGGUAGCAAAAGUGGCAAAACCACCUUAAAGGCACUUGGCAAGUAUUAUCAUGAAGAUUGCUUUACCUGCCAUGACUGUGGAAGUCUCUUGAAGCCUAAGUACUUCCCUUACGAGUCACUGGAGACCAAAGAAACGUUUCUUCUAUGCCAAUAUGAUUAUUUCAAGAGGCACAAUCUGCUUUGCUUUGUAUGUGACAAUCCUCUGCGAGGGCUAUACUAUACGGCGUUUGGUGAGAGAUACGAUGAAGAACAUUUUUCCUGUACAAUCUGCUCAGCUCCUUGUGGUGUGAAGAAGUGUUUCAUGUACCAGAAUAAGUUGUAUUGCAAAUACCAUUUUUUGAAAUAUUACUCAAAACGCUGCAGUGGAUGUAAUUAUCCAAUCUCAGAUCAGUAUAUCGAGUUCCCGAAAGGCGAAGAAGUAUAUUGCUGGCAUCCAGAGUGUUAUGGGAUUCACAAAUACUGGCAUGUCAAUCUAUCAGCAGAUACCUUGGGCUUGCCCAGCUUUCCAACUGUUCAGUAUGUCAAAGGGCUUCCAGAUGCUGAUAUCAAUCCGACGCCGAAAGAACUUGAUAAGCAAAUGCAGGCAUUUAAUUCCAUCUUAUCAAGAACUUGGUCCGUACUUUACAGAUUUGAAGAAGAAACAGCUUCUUGCAUAUCAGAUAUGUUCCAAUACUUAGCCAGCUUUGAUCAAAUUAAGGGCAUUACUUCCACUGCAUUAUUCGUUUUAAAAAUUGAAUGCCUGUUCAAAGCGAUUGGUUCGUUUGAUUCUUUUGACAAAGAACAGCAGCUGCAAAAUGACUCUCAGAUACCAACCCUUUCUACACCAGAGAGCAACAACAGUUCAGAGACUGUUAAUCUUAAAUACAGCAAGUUCCCAAGAAACUUAUCAACCAAAAUCAUGAUAUACUUGCAACUAUUAAGGAAACUGAAUGCUGAAGAUCUGAAAGUAAACAUUUCCUCAUUUAUGUCGGUCAUUACUGGCUUAACUCAUUUUUUGAAGCUUCUCACAAGAUAUGGAUUGUACAGCGCACUUGAGAGAAACAAAUCAGGACGUUCAAUGAAUGCGCUGAUAAAGUUUUUACGUGAGGUCGAGAAAAACGAGAUAUAUGAAAAUGAUCCAUUUUCAUAUAUAGACCUAUCCAUUAACGCUACAGAUAACUGUGCUGCAUGUGGAAAAUACAUACAAGAGGAUUGUAUUCAGUAUCACGAAAAAAGGUGGCAUAUAACCUGCUUUUUCUGCUCUAACUGCAAGCGCAAGAUUGAUCCUCGAGAUUUGAGUGACGCCACUUAUAAUAAAAUUUUGAAGCUAGUGAUAUGUCCCCAUUGUUCCGUCGCAGACCCUGCCUCCGUUACUGGAUUCAAAUAUGUUACCAAACUCGCACAGUUAAUAUUCUUGUUGAAAAUCGCCCUCAUCAGAUCAAGAGCAGUAAUGGAGGCUCAAAUGAGGACAAAGGUGGCCAAAAACCCGGGCAGGUCCGAUAGUAGCUCUAUUUCGAUGCAGCAGACCUAUAUCAGGACGCUAAACGACAUCAAAAGACUGAAAUCAAGAAGAGAAUACGUACGAGUGACUCACAAUAAGCAAGACGCUCGUAAAUCUGUUGUACUCGAAACUGGGGAGCAUGAUGUCAAUAAUGCGCCUUCGCAACAAAAUAAUUCAUUGGUAAUCCGUACAGACCCACCUCUUCCAUCUGAGAACAUACGUCAUGACAAUGUUUUCACCGACACCAAGACCUUGACUUUGGAUGAUAUCUCGCGUAUCGUCGCAGCAGAACAUGCUAGAGAGCUCAGACCAAAUGCAUUCACAUACUUCAAAAAGUUGAGAGAAAGUGAUGAUGAGACGGUUGGGGUUGUUGCAAAAAAAAGCGGAGUGUAUUACUCAGAACUUGAUGAGAGGGAGUUGACGUUAAUAAAAAUGAUUAAUCUCUCUUUAUUAACACUUGACCAGAGGAUUAUCACCGAAGACUUGGCUGUAACUAAAUUGAUACCUCCUUCACUAAAGAAUGAGAAGACAGUUCCCUCAAAUAGUUUCUGGUGGAAAAUGAAAUUCAAGAUGAACAAGGAAGCAAAAAAGGCAGCUCCUUUGAAGGUGUUUGGUACACCGCUUGACUCGCUAACAUUGAAAUGGGGUGUUGAAUCCGAUUUGGGUGUCGGACCUGAGAAAAUUAAAAUACCAAUAAUCAUAGAUGAAUUGAUUUCCACCUUACGCCAAAUGGAUAUGUCCGUAGAGGGUAUCUUCAGGAAAAACGGUAAUAUAAAGAAACUAAAAAAAAUGACAGCAGAGAUUGACGACAAUCCUGGUGGAGUGCCCGACCUCUCUAAAGAAAAUGCCAUUCAGUUGUCAGCAUUACUGAAGAAGUUUAUCAGAGAGUUACCAGAUCCGUUAAUGACAGCCCCCCUUUACAACAUCUGGAUCAAUGCUGCGAAGAUUGAGGCAGAGGUCGAGAAGCAAAGAGUGUUUUCGUUGGUAUACAGUUUGUUACCUGUGCCUAACAGGAACGUACUCGAGGUUCUUAUGUCUUUUUUAUGCUGGACAGCAUCUUUCUCGCAUAUUGAGAACGAAAUGGGUUCAAAAAUGGACAUUCACAAUUUGUCUACAGUAAUAACACCCAAUAUACUUUAUUUGCCGAAUAGUGGAGUUCCAAACGUCAGUAUCAACGACGUUUCGGAAUCAUACAAUGAUGCGUUUGCACAAAAUGAGGGAGAGGACUACUUUUUGGCCAUCGAAGUAGUAGACUACUUGAUAACCCACAAUGAGGAUAUGGGCAUGGUCCCAAAAUUUUCAAUGGCUUUACUCAAGGAUAUUCAAAAAGAAGGUUUAAGCGACUAUGAUUCUGUCAAUAAGUUCAUCACGUCCAAGUUGCAGAACCAUGAUAUUGAUUUCUCAGAGUUUGAAAUGCAAAGAAAUAUUGAAAUGAAGCAUUCAACUUCAGUGGUGACAAAAGGUGAAGUUGUGAAAUAG